AAAAUAAUAAAAUCACGAUCUGCGUUUCCCCUGAAAAAAAAAAACAGAGAGAGGAAAAAAAAAUGUUGCAGCUGUUUUUCACGAUAGCGUUCUCGGCGGCGCCGUUAACGUUGUACAUACCGCCGAUAAGAUGUUUGACGGUGUUUGUGGAGACGAUGGAGGAGAUGGGAAUGGAAGGUAGGGUUUAUAGCUGGAGACUUUUUCCUCGAGCCAGAAUUGCUUGGUCAAGGCUUCUCGAUUGCUUCUUCUCCUCUUCACGUCCUCUCUCUUCUUAAAAAUUAUGUUCGUCUUUCUUCUCCUUGUAGAUAUAUGUUCUCCUUAAUUUCCCUUCUUGAUAUGUUUUUAAUUUGAGAUUUAGGUUUUUGGGUUUUGGUUCUGUUGUUGUUGAUCUUAAUAAAAUGAUUAGAGAUGGAUCUGAAUUCUAAUCUUAUCUUUAUUUUAAACAAAUCGUUGUAUGUGUAAAAGUAAGAGAUUGAAUCAAAUUUGCCCAGAAUUA
This is a messenger RNA of Arabidopsis thaliana (thale cress), 496 nucleotides long. Its product is annotated as DIS3-exonuclease-like protein. NCBI's taxonomy places the organism in Eukaryota, Viridiplantae, Streptophyta, Magnoliopsida, Brassicales, Brassicaceae. The record is from RefSeq and is marked reviewed. Bases 63 to 275 code for a protein of 70 amino acids. The transcript has a single exon.